GUGGGAAUCUAUCGCUGUAGCGGUGUGCUUUUUGUUUAUGUAUAAAAAAACAUACUUUCAGCCUUUCCCGGAUAUGUUCUUGAACGCGAACAACAUUCUCGUGGAAUGUGACCAAAGAAUCGUUCAGGGAAAUGUGGUACGGUUGAUGACCUUUUAUAUGUUGCUUCCAAUGUUGGCACAAGCUCUCCACCAGCUAGUGAAUGCAUCCCAAGCAGAUGAUAUCCUCUUGUCGUGAUGCUUUCCACCUUAAUCGUAGGAGUUUCUGUACCAUUGGACACAAUAUGCGAACUAUUGGGUUAAAGCUACGAAGUCUUUAUGAUUUGUAGGCUCACCGUUGACCCGAUGCC
This is a messenger RNA of Colletotrichum navitas, 347 nucleotides long. RefSeq lists its product as uncharacterized. The record is from RefSeq and is a predicted model, not a curated record. NCBI's taxonomy places the organism in Eukaryota, Fungi, Ascomycota, Sordariomycetes, Glomerellales, Glomerellaceae. The coding region runs from base 38 to 235 and encodes 65 amino acids. The transcript is spliced from 3 exons.